Messenger RNA from Suillus paluster, 912 nucleotides. RefSeq lists its product as uncharacterized. Gene Ontology annotation, biological process: transmembrane transport. Bases 27 to 590 code for a protein of 187 amino acids. Lineage: Eukaryota; Fungi; Basidiomycota; Agaricomycetes; Boletales; Suillaceae. Gene Ontology annotation, molecular function: transmembrane transporter activity. The record is from RefSeq and is a predicted model, not a curated record. The transcript has 8 exons.
GUGCGUAGAGGAUAUGCAAUCCUUACAUGGCGAUGGGUGGUAUUUUUGGUCUACAUCGAUUAUUGAUGCAGCUGUUCAAAUCCUCGGAUUUUUCGUACUCCAAGAAAGAAAGCAGAGCGCAUUCGCAGAUCGAUGGAUGCCGAAAAAGCGCCGUACAGAGAAAUCCGCACGGGUUUUCGAUGGUCAAGAUCGCUCUCCACCUCAGUCUUUUUCACGACCAUACCGUCGAUAUUUCAGGGUGUAUACCAGCAGCCAGUAGGAAUUGCUGGCCUGGAUUACAUCGCACUUGGGCAGGGUUGAUGGUGGCGGCCCAAGUAAACGCGAGAACGCUGGACAAGGUUUAUGUUUAUUUCAAGAACAAGAAUGGUGGAGUUGGAAAGCCGGAAUUCAGAUUGCUUGCCAUGUUUCCCGGAACUCUGCUACUUCCAAUAGGGUGUUUGAUUGCAGGCUGGACUGCUCAAGCCCAUACUCAUUGGAUAUUUCCAGAUAUAGGCAUCUUGCUUGUAGGAGCAGGCUCCUUUAUCAGUUUCCAAACGUUGAUUGCUUUACGCUUCAUGCCGCUUCCGCGCUGGCCGCCGUCUGCUGCCUAGCAGGCUUCGGAUUUCCCUUAUUUGCUCCAGCGAUGUACGGCGCACUCAGUUUCGGCAAGGGAGAUACCAUUCUUACAGCCGUAGCAAUCGUGAUUGGCUGUCCCGCACCCUGGAUAUUUUGAUAUUAUGGGGAGCGAAUACGCAACAGCAGUCGAUAUGCGCAAUCGUAAUUCGUGAUUAGUAAACCUAGACGCGCGUUGUAUGAUAGACGUUUCGCAUGCCCAUCGUGUGUAUCAUAUUUUCCCUGUUCCAUACCUGCCAUAGGAUUAUUUAUUGUCUUGUUUUCACAUAACUUUGAUGUUGUAUAUACCAAACGAUUGUG